Messenger RNA from Radiomyces spectabilis, 2867 nucleotides. RefSeq names its product DIL domain-containing protein. The record is from RefSeq and is a predicted model, not a curated record. The transcript is spliced from 4 exons. Bases 171 to 2816 code for a protein of 881 amino acids. Lineage: Eukaryota; Fungi; Mucoromycota; Mucoromycetes; Mucorales; Radiomycetaceae. Gene Ontology annotation, molecular function: GTPase binding.
UUUUUUUUUACCAUCGUUGCAACUCAGCCGUACAACACUGUAAUAUAAUAUGGAUUGUAUUCCUGUUCAUUUUCUUUUUAUCUUUACAGCGAUUCUUUUUAAUUUUCUCUUUUUCACAUCUUCUCCUGGCUUUUUUUUUCUCUUUCAACUUGCCUAAUUGGCCAAUAAUAAUGACAGAUCCAUCCAUAAGCGCCUUGGCGCAUCGGCGCAUGUUAGCCAAUCAACGUCCGUACUCCAUAUUACAUAUAGAUACAAACGGAGCGAUACCCAAAAAGAAAGAACACUCGUCUCCUGCUCUGUCAGCGGUUGGCCGCAAGCGCACCAACAUCUCGGUCCCACCGUGGCAGGCAAAAGGGUCCGAUGCUAUGACUCGAGAAGAACUUUCGGCUAAAAUUGCUGAUAAUUUUCAAGAAUUCAGCGCCAUGCUGAAUCAAUUGUCGGUUCCUGAACCGCCUCGUCACCGACCUCCACCAUCUCAUACACCGUCGUUGGCGCCUUGUCAGCAAGAUACCAUACCAUCACGAAGUUCGACAUCAUCGUCAGUGUCCAUGUCAACGACAUGGUCCUUGUCAUCGCUGUCGUCAACGUCAACGGGCCCGGACGAUAAUGAUCCUUUUCUAUCAACGGUCCUCAACAGACCACCCGUAGCUGCGGAGCAUGGAUACUGCGCUGAUAGUACGACCCACGCUCAGGGAAUAUCACGAGCGCAUAAAGAAUUAAUCCGCGCUGCAUGCACCGGAAACCUCACUAAACUGGCUGCAUUGCAAGACGAUCCAAGUUUUGCGGUGAUGAGCAACACAAGCGAUCCUGAUACGGACAUGACACCGUUAAUGUACGCAUCGUACUUUGGCCAUAUUUCCGUCGUUCAGCCGUUGUUGAGAGCGUCAGUGGACGUCAAUAUGCAGGAUGCGAAGGGUUGGACAGCAUUGAUGUGGGCAGCUGCUGGACAUCAGAAAACCACAAUUCAACUACUAUUGGCUCACGGAGCGUCACCGCGUAUACAAUCGAAGAGUGAAUGCACAGCCGCUGAUUGGAUCCUUGCAGAGUAUGGUGAUCUCUUGGGCUUGGUAGGCGAAUCAUGUAAACGCCAACGCCAGCGCCAACAUCGACGUCAACAAAUCAAGACGCCGCGACAUACAGCCAAAGUCAAUAGCGUAAAACGACCAUCCACUAGCCCCAAUUCCCGCCCCGAAUCCACAGGAUACCAUCCAUGUGGCUUUGAUCCGUACACUCAAUUCAUGAUCGAGCAAGAGCACGAUCGCAAGGAAGAGUUCAGUAACCACGACGAUCCAUUACUCGAUACCACACCACCAUCACUGAUACACGAAGACGAAGAAGGAUUGGAUUUAAGCGAAUGCAAAGCCAGUUUCCAAAGCAUUCUGACGUUUGAUUGGGAUCGUUGCUGGCAUGAUCAAAUGUUUGUCUUUUCAAAAACGGAUAUUUCAUACAUUCUGGAAUGUGCGACCGAUGUGAAACUGCCCGUGACGAAGCAAGAUAUGUGGGUACCAGCGAAUAUCCUGUUUCUCUGUUCUCGAUAUGCUUGUCACUACUCUGAAAUGGACCUACUACGCGAUUUCCUUGACGCCGCUAUCCUCAAAGUAACCAAAGUGAUCAAGGCUGCCGCACGUGAUGUACAUGCAUUAUGUUUUUGGAUGGCCAAUAUGUGUCGACUUGUCAGUUAUAUUAAAAAGGAUUUGUGUCUAAGUGGUGUCACUAGUCAAGAACAGAUGCGGCUGGCCGAAAUCAUAUCCGAGUGCUACAUGCAUAUCGUUGUAUAUGGUGAACGACAAAUAAGCAAAAUGCUUCAUUCUGUGAUUUUCGAUUAUGAGCAAGUGGCAAUCAUGGAAGCGACCGAGUUUGCCGACAGUUGGCACCGAUUUUUCCGUCGCAGUCGGCCACGAUCUUCAUUAUCUUCGCUCGAACGGAUACCAGACACACCCACCCCAAGGAGCAGUGCUUCCAGCACGUCGCAGCUGACGCCGCGCUCAUUAAAGCAAUGGCUUUCGUCUGUCUAUACCCAGCUAACCACGUUUGAAAUCCAUCCCGUGAUUGCCAAGCAGUUGAUGGCCCAGUUCUUCCAUUUUAUAUCCUGCGAAACGUUUAAUGCUAUCCUCAAUAACAAACGCUAUUUAUGCCGUUCCAAGGCCCUCCAAAUUCGUAUGAACCUGUCGGCCCUCGAAGAAUGGGCGAGGGAAAACAAAUUACCGAUGCAUCCUGCCAAUCCUCUUCAACCGGUGAUUCAGUUACUGCAGCUUCUGCAGUGUCUGUCAGGUUUAUCGGACCUAGCUGUCUUCAAGCACAGUCUCCAGGGGUUUGACAGGUUGAAUCCUGUUCAAGUCAAACGAUGCGUGGUGGGAUACCGGUACGAAACCAGCGAAGCGCGAUUACCGGAAGAAAUUGAACAAUACGUCAUCCAGCUCGUGGACGAAACGCAAGACCGACGUCAAUCAACCGACAGCACACGGAGUGCGGCUUCGAUUCGAAGACAGUCCAUGAAAUCCUCGGCACGACGAACCAGUGUGCCAACGUUAAGCAAUUUGGUGAUGUCAAACGCCGUAACCUCGCCGCGUAACUCCAUGCAACGCGACAGCUUUGAUAUGCUGUCUUACCAUUCACUAGAAGAAAACCAGGAGGAUGAUCCCGAACUUGAGCUUGCUGAACGACGAAAUUCUCGGUACCUGCUACCGUUUUCACUGGCGACGAGUACGCCUAGCUCCAACCACACCCACUUAACGACGAGCAACUUGUCUGAUAUGCCCUAUCCAUGCAAUGGCUGGAACGGCUUGAUCGCAAAAAGGCCAAGAAAUCCUCACUAAAGUAGAAAUCUCACCUAUUUUGAUAUGCUUUUUUUUUUUUUCAAUGAUACC